This is a messenger RNA of Anisakis simplex (herring worm), 174 nucleotides long. NCBI's taxonomy places the organism in Eukaryota, Metazoa, Nematoda, Chromadorea, Rhabditida, Anisakidae. The record is from the annotation of a GenBank genome assembly.
AUGGGUCAUCCGUCAGCAAUCCAGUCCUAUCCUGCCUAUCCAAAUACCUACUCGAAUAUAUCCCAAACACCGACAGCAACCUACGGUGCUUCAGCAUCACCACUCGACUACACGACACCUGCAGGCUUUUUCAACGCUCCAAACGCUCUACCAACUCAUUUCUAUGCAAGGUGA